AAUGAAGAAAUACUUUUCAGUGCUUAAGAAAGUGCCUGUGUGCCCUUAUUUUUAAUUUUUUUUUUUAAAUUCUAAAGCAUUUAAAAUAUAUACAGAAGUCCAGAAAAUAAAAUAACACUCGUGUAUCCAUCACUGAGAUUAGACACAUACUAAUAUUUUGCUUCGUUUGCCUCUUUUCUUUCUUCCUUUCUUUUUCUUACAAUAUAAAACUAAUAAUUAUACAGUUGGAUGAAUUUUCACAAAUUUAGCACAUUCAUGUAACGAUUGCCCAAAUCAAGAAAUAGCCUUACCAGCGCCUCUAGAAGUACCCUUGUGCCCUCUUUCAGGCCCCUCCCUCCUCCCAAGGGUAACCUUAUCCUAACUUAUAGCACCAAGUUUUGAUGGUUCUUGAACUUUCUAUAAAUGGAAUCAUAUUGUAUAUACUCUUGUGUCUGGCUUCCUUCACUGAAUACUAGCUGUGAGAUAUAUCUUUGUUGCUGUAUAUCAUCAUAAUUUAUUCAUUAUCAUUGUAUAAUUUUUCAUUUUGUUAAUAUACCAGUUUAUUCUUCUGAAAAUGAGUAUUUGGAUAGUUUCCAGUUUUUAGCUGUCUGAAUAAUGCCACUAUGUACACUUUUUUAAUACUUUUUGGUGAACAAAUAUAUGCAUUUCUUCUGGAUAUAUACAUACAAGUAGACUUGUUUUAUCAGAGGAUAGAUACAUACUCACUUUUGGUAGAUAGUGCCAAAGAGGUUUCUAGAAUCAUUGUACCAAUUACACUCCCAGCAGCAGAGUAUGUGCGUUCUAGUUGUUCCACAUGCUUGUCAACACUUAAUAUUGCUUGUUUUCAUUUUAGCCAUCCUUUUGAGGUGUGUGAUAUCUUUUAUUUUUUAAGAGAUAAAAAAUAUUACAUAUUCAGUUAAAGCCCUUUUAUUCUCAGCUGGGUAUGGUGGCUCACACCUGUAAUCCCAGCACUUUGGGAGGCCAAGGUGGGUGGAUCACCUGAGGUCAGAAGUUUGAGACCAGCCUGGCCAACGUGGUGAAACCCCAUCUCUACUAAAAAUACAAAAAAAUUAGCCGGGCAUGGUGACAGGCACCUGUAAUCCUAGCUACCUGGGAGGCUGAGGCAGGAGAAUUGCUUGAACCCAGGAGGCAGAGGUUGCAGUGAGCCGAGAUCAUGCCAUUGCACUCCAGCCUGGGCGACAGAGGGAGACUCCGUCUCAAAAAAAAAAAACAAAAAACAAAAAAAAGAAACCCUUUUAUUCUCUUUCUCCCCUAGAAGUGACCAUUAUAUCUUGAAAUUGGUAUGAAUCAUUUCGGUGUUUGUGUAUGUGUGUGUAUACACAGAGACAUAUACAUAUGUGUAUAAAACAAUAUGUAUGUUUUAUUGUUACACUUUUUCUUAUGUAGUCUGAUUUUUAAAGUUCACAUUGUAUUUUGAUAUUAAUCUGGGUUAAUAUAUAUGAAUUAUGUUUAUUCAUUUUAACUACUGUGGAGUAAUAAGUCCACUGUAUGAAUAAACUGAACAGGUUUUUUUUGUCAUUAGUAGCAGUUACAGUGAUCAUCCUUUUUUCGGUUCCUUAUGUUCAUCUUGAGAGCUGGUUUAGGGAGAUAACUGGAAGAAGAAUUAGUAGGUCUUAAAUCAUCACAUGUUUAGCUUUAUUAGGAACUGCCAACAGUUGAGUUACCAGACUUGUUAAUUUUUAUCAAUUUGACGGAUGCAAAAUGAUGUUUUAAAAUUUUCAUUUCUCUGAGGGAUAAAUACAAGUUUGAGCAUUUCAUGUUAGUUGGCUAUUCAAGUUUCUUCUUGUGAGUUACCUGUUGAUACCCUUUGCCUGUUUUUUGACAUUGGGCUGUUUAUAUAUUUUCUCUUGAUUUGGUGGAGUUCUUCAUAUAUUUUAGGUACUAAUCUAUGACAGAAGUAGCAUUGCAAGUCAGUGAGAGGAAAUUGGUUCUUCUAAUCUUUGGCUUAUUUUAUUUUCUGGUGUGUUAGACAUAUAGAAUUAAACAUUUUUAAUAACAAACUUUUUUUUAAAUAUUGCUUUUUGUGAAUUGUCUAUCUACUUUAUCCCAGUGUCAGAAAGAUUUUUAUUCCAAAAUGUUCAAUUUUGUUUUACAGGUAUUUAUUUUUGUAUAUGAUGAAAUGGGAAAACUAAUUUUGUCUUUUUCCAUGCUGAAAACCAAUAAGUCCAGCAUUGUUCAUGGAAUAAUCUUAUGUUACUGAUUUAUAAUGCUACCUGUGGUAAACCCAGUUCCCCUGCAUACUUAGUUCUGUUUCUUGUCUCUCUGGUUUACUUGUCUAUGUCCAAUACCAGACUGUCUUAAUUACUAUACUUAGUAUUAUAUAUCGCUCGUAAAGAAAAUCUUUCCUGGAUAUUCUUAUUUUAAAAAAAGUUAUACUUUUGAAUAUUGAAAGAGUUUAAAAAUCUUUCCCUGUGAUUAUGGAUAUGUCUGUUUCACCUCAGAGACCUAUCAGUUUCUGUGACUUACCCACUCACCACCCCUCUCCCUUUUUGGGGGUAUUGCAGUUUUCAUAGUGGUCUGUUAAGAGGUCCUUAUAUAUGAGGUUUUUACCUUUUGUUAUGUUACAGAUAUUUUUUCUAGUUUUUGACUUUCAGUUUUGCUAUGCAUUUUGUUGUACAAGUUUAAUUUUUUACAAUCUUUUCUUUUCUGCCUUUUCAGUGCUGCUUAAAACGUUUUUCAUUAACCCAAGGUUACAUAUAUAUUUGCCUCUGUUUCCUAGUAUAUUCUUUAAUUUUUUCUUUAGAUUCUUAAUCCAUUUGGAAUUGCUUCUUACUUCUCUGAGUGUAUCUUCUUAGCCUUCUUUUUUGAACAAUUAAAUAUUCUAAUUGCUCAAAAUUUGAUUUUAAUCUCCCUUCCUUUUGUAUACCUGGAGUCAUAAACUUGAGUACUUACAUGGGCCAGGAGGUAAUAUCACUGAGUUAAGCAAGCAAGGUGGAAACUGGUGAAUCAGAGGAGUACAGGCUUCAACUGAAAGGAGUAGCUCUAGCUCAAGGGCUGGCAAGCUUUUUAUGUAAAUGGCUAGACAGUAAAUAAUUAGGCUUUGUGGGACAUGGUCUCUCUACAGCCAUUCGAUCUUCCACAGUAGUAUGAAAGCAGCCCUAGAAAAUACAUACAUGAAUGGGUAUGUUCCAGUAAAAAUUUAUUUAGCAAAGUAGGCAGCAGGCUGUAGCUGCCAAUCCCUGCUCUAAAUGGUAGUUUUCGUUCAGUAUGCUUCCAGUUUUUUUCAAGAGAGAAACCCUAAAUUUGCAUUUAUCUGUAAUCUCCCUUUUUUUUUUUUUUUGAGAUGGAGUCUCGCUCUGUUGCCCAGGCUGGAGUGCAGUGGUGCGAUCUCGGCUCACUGCAAGAUCUGCCUCCCGGGUUCACGCCAUUCUCCUGCCUCGGCCUCCUGAGUAGCUGGGACUACAGGCGCCCGCCACCACACCCGGCUAAUUUUUUUGUAUUUUUAGUAGAGAUGGGGUUUCACCGUGUUAGCCAGGAUGAUCUCAAUCUCCUGACCUCGUGAUCCGCCUCCCUCGGCCUCCCAAAGUGCUGGGAGUACAGGCGUGAGCCACUGCGUCCAGCCAUAAUCUCCCUAUUUUUAACUGGUGUAACUAGUUUUAAAAGUUUGUAUAAAAAGUGUGGCCCAAAGAAAAUGUGUCUAAGAUCUGAUUUGGCCAACUGAUCAACUGUUUGUAGCCUCUACUUACUACUUCAUUAGUCUCAUCAUUCCCACAACCAGUUACCUUCUAUCAAGAUGAGUCCCAAAUUGGUAUUUCCAUCCUAGAGCUCUCCUCAGGGCUGUUCUCAACAUCUUAACUAUUUGAUUCUUUUGUUUGCUCAUGUCAAAGAUACUUCAAUACAACAUGUUUAAAACUGAAUGUCUAAAAUAAAUCUAAAUUUCCCAUCUCCCCAACAGCAUCCUUUUCCAGUAAUUGUUUUAAUGGUACUUACUGUCAUCAGAUUGUACGUGGUGGAAAUCUAUGCACAGUCUUUACAUCUCCCCCUCUCUCCUUUAUCCAAUUCAUCACUGUAUUUACCUAAUUAUAUUCUAAGUAUUUCUUUACUGUUAAUUUUCCUUUAUAUAUUUUUUGUUUUCUUGGAUUACUGUGAUAAUCUUUGUGAUUCCGCCUUUGCCCCCAUAUACUUCAUUCUCAACAUUGUAGUGAGACUGAUAUUUUCAUAAUCAAAUCUGAUCUUGUCAUCACUCUGCUUGAAACAUUUGAAUGGCUUCUCGCUGCCUUCACGGUAACAGACAAAAUCCUGGAGGUCUACAAUAUCUUGUGAAAUCUGGCUUUUACUCAUUAUCCCAACCUCAUUUCACAGCUACUCUUCUUCCAUCUCUUUGCUCUAGUGUAGCAGUUCUGAAUGCUUUGGCAUCAGAGGACCUACUGUAACUAUAAAAAUUGUUAAAGACCCUAAAGAUGUUUCAUUUAUGUAGGUUAUGUCUACCAAUAGUUACUAUACUACAAGUUAAAACAGAAAAAUUUUAAGCUAUUAGCUAAUUCAUUUAAAAAUAAUUGGCCGGGUGUGGUAGUCCACACUUGUAGUCCCAGUGCCUUGGGAGGCCAAGGUGGGUGGGUCGAUUAAGCCCAGGAGUUAGAGACCAGCCUGAGCAAUAGAGACCCCAUCUCUUAAAAGAAAAAUAGAAAUAAAAAAUUAUAAACCUGUUGUGUGUUAGCACAGUAUUUUUUUUUUUUUAUUAAAAAGCAUCUAUUUUCUUUAACCAAAAAAUGUUAUUAAGAAGUAUGGCAUUGUUUUACACUUUUGCCAGUCUCUUUAAAGUAUGACAUAAUAGAAGGUAGCUAUAUUCUUACAACUGCUUCUGAAUGCAACUUGAUAUAACAUGUUGUUUUGGUUGCCUUGCAUGGAGAAAAUCCAGCAUCACACAGAUACAAGUUGGAAAAGGAAGGAGUAUUUUAUAGUCUUUUCAGACGUGGAGACUAGACCACAGAGCAAGGAUUCAACUUCAGUGCAAGAUUUUUCCAAAGCAGAAUCAUGCAAAGUUGCAAUAAUAGACAGACUGACACGGAAUAGUGUCUAUGACUCUAACUUGGAAGCAGCCCUUGAAUGUGAAAAUUGGUUAGAGAAUCAGCAAGGAAAUCAGGAGAGACAUUUGAGAGAAAUGUUCACUCACAUGAAUUCACUCUCUGAGGAAACAGACCAUGAGCAUGAUGUAUACUGGAAAAGCUUCAAUCAGAAAUCUGUCCUUAUCACUGAAGACAGAGUUCCCAAAGGAUCUUAUGCCUUCCAUACACUUGAAAAAAGCUUGAAACAAAAAUCAAACUUAAUGAAAAAGCAGAGAACUUAUAAAGAGAAAAAACCUCAUAAAUGUAAUGAUUGUGGUGAACUCUUCACCUACCAUUCAGUGCUUAUUCGACACCAGAGAGUCCAUACUGGAGAGAAACCCUAUACCUGCAAUGAAUGUGGGAAAUCUUUUAGCCACAGAGCUAAUUUAACUAAACACCAGAGAACUCAUACUAGAAUUCUCUUUGAAUGCAGUGAAUGCAAGAAAACCUUCACAGAAAGCUCAUCCCUUGUAACACAUCAGAGAAUUCAUGUUGGAGAGAGACCUUAUGAAUGCAAUGAAUGUGGGAAAGGUUUUAAUCGAAGUACACAUCUUGUGCAGCAUCAGUUGAUUCAUACUGGAGUGAAGCCUUAUGAAUGUAAUGAAUGUGAUAAAGCUUUUAUUCAUUCAUCGGCACUCAUUAAACAUCAAAGAACUCAUACUGGAGAGAAACCUUAUAAAUGUCAAGAAUGUGGGAAAGCCUUUAGCCAUUGCUCAUCCCUAACUAAGCAUCAGAGAGUGCAUACUGGAGAAAAGCCAUAUGAAUGCAGUGAAUGUGGAAAAACUUUUAGUCAGAGCACACAUCUUGUUCAACAUCAGAGAAUUCAUACUGGAGAGAAACCCUAUGAGUGUAAUGAAUGUGGGAAAACCUUCAGCCGGAGCUCCAAUUUUGCUAAACAUCAAAGAAUUCAUAUUGGAAAGAAACCUUACAAAUGUAGCGAGUGUGGAAAAGCUUUCAUUCAUUCAUCAGCUCUUAUUCAACAUCAGAGAACUCAUACCGGAGAGAAACCCUUUAGAUGUAAUGAGUGUGGGAAAAGCUUUAAGUGCAGUUCAUCUCUCAUUAGACAUCAAAGAGUUCACACUGAAGAGCAACCCUGAAAAAUUACUGAAUGUAAAGAAAUGUAAGUUGGUUUUAUCACUAUAUUAAAUACUUGAGUGUUUAGGUGGAAGGCUCAUCCGUAAUAUGCAUCUGAGGACCAAUUCUGUAUGCAUCUAAUUUCAUUUGUGUAAUACAUAGUUUUGAGCCAUAGGCAGGUUCCUUAUGUCCGUUAAUUUGAUAAUUAUGAAAUCUAGCCAGCGAUUUCAAAAUUUUAAUCUCCAACCUCCCAAAUAGCUAUUUGUGGAAAUUCAAGAAGUCCCUGAGAGUGGGUAGCAGUACAAACAUUGUGAAAUCCAGCUUUCCCCUUUCUUGGUUAUGUCAGAGCUUUGUUGUAAGCCUCUCGCUUUGCAAGGAAAUUCUUAUCAGCUAGAUUAGGCUGAGGGUUUACAUCCUUAUCAUCAGGAAGACAAAAUGUUGUUAUUUAUUACUCUUUGAGUCCCAAGUAGAGAUCUAGAUGCACAUAUGGCGUAAUUCCUGUAGAGUGUAAUUUCUUUUAUAUUAGCCAUAAAAACCAAAAAGGCUGAGUUGGAAGUCCUUAGAAUUCCCUUCCUCCCUCAACAAGCUGCUGUCUAAUUUGAUGACCAUAACUAGGAUGUUUAAUAUUUACAGACAAUUCUAAGUUAUGUUCACAUGGAUUAUGUUCAUCAUUGAUUUUUUUUUUUUUUUCCUUGAGACGGAGUCUUGCUCUGUUGCCCCAGCUGGAGUGCAGUGGUGCAAUCUCGGCUCACUGCAACCUCUGCCUCCUGGGUUCAUGCCAUUCUCCUUGCCUCAGCCUCCCAGGUAGCUGGGACUACAGGCGCCCGCCACUAUGCCUGGCUAAUUUUUUUUGUAUUUUUAGUAGAGACGGGGUUUCAUCAUGUUAGCCAGGAUGGUCUUGAUCUCCUGAACGCAUGAUCUGCCUGCCUCGGCCUCCCAAAGUGCUGGGAUUACAGGCAUGAGCCACCGCGCCUGGUGUCAUCAUUGAUUUAUAUCAUUGUUGUCCCUCUACCGGCUAGACCUUCUUUCAUUUUCCAUUUCCCUGGGAGUUUACGUGAAGUAGUGAAUGGGUCAAAAUCUUAACAGUGGUUGUUGAUCAAGUCCCUCCUUUCUUAUCCUUGGCACUGAAUGAAUCCUUGGUUUUCUAUAAUCAAAGAGUCAGGGAGACUUCUUUGUCUACAUUAUUCAGCUUUCUGUAAGCUAUGCUGUGUCCAUUUGAGAAAAAGCCCCAGGGAUAUUAAGGGUCUGAGAAGUUGAGUGGUUCAGUGUGUUACUAUAUUUAGGGUCCCAGUAAAGAAGAACUGAAACAACUGUGAGACACCAGGGCAUACUUCCCUGUAUGAGUGGAAAACAGGUAUGGAAAAAUAGCUCACAGUAUAGUCCUCAGCUGACUUGCUUGAAGAUAAGCAGCUUCCCUUCAUGAAGAAGUUGCCAUUUCUCUGGCCUUCAUAUUUACCUACUUUUUGUUGUCAUCUGUAUUAGUUCAAUCUCACACUGCUAUAAAGAAAUGCCUGAGACUGAGUAACUUAUAAAGAAAAAAGGUUUAAUUGGCUCAUGGUUCUAUGGGCUGUACAGGAAGUAUGACUGGGGAGGUCUCAGGGAGCUUUUACUCAUGGCAAAAGGCAAAGCCAGAGCAGGUAUCUUCACAGGGCUGGAGCAGGAGGAAGAGAGAGAGGGGAGGUGCUACACACUUUUUAUACAACCAAAUCUCAUGAGAACUCUCUCACGAGACAGCACUAGGGGGAUGGUGCCAAAUCAUUCAUGAGAAACUACCUGCAUGGUCCAGUCACCUUGCACCAGGCCCCACCUCCAACAUUGGGGAUUACAAUUCAACAUGAGAUUUGGGUGGGGAUACAGAUCUAAACCAUAUCAUUUCUCAAAAAAAAAAAAAAAAGAAAAAAAAAGCACAGGAAAAGUAACUCACCUCUUUUACCAUCUUAGUUUUUAGUACUAACGGUUUAGAGCAGGAAUUGACAGACUGUGGCCUGGACUCAUGGACCAACUCUGGCCCACCACCUGCUUCUCAGAAGAAAAUUUUGUUGGAACUCAGCCACACUUACUCAUUUACAUGUUGUCCUUGACUGCUUUUGUGUCCAGUGUCAGAACUGAGUAACUGCAGCAGAGGUUGUGCCUUUGGGCUUUAAUAUCACAAACAGAGCAGCUUAUAAACAACAGAAACUUACUUCUCACAGUUUUGGAGGCUGGGAAGUCCAAGAUCAAGAUGUGAACAGAUUUAGGGUCUAGGGAAGGUCUGCUUCUUGGUUAAUAGAAAGCAUCUUUCACUGUGUCUUCACAUGGUAGAAGGGGAGAGCUCUGGUAUCUUCGGCCCCUUAUAAGGGCACUAAUCCCAUUCAUGAGAGCUCAUGACCCAAUCACCUCUAAAAGGCCCCAUUUUGUAAUACCAUCAAUUAAGUUUCAUUAUAUGACUUUGGUGGGGAUGUAGCCCAUAGUAGGUUGUAUGUCCCCGAAAGCCUAAAAUAUUCACUAUUUGGCUCUUUACAGAAAAUAUUUGCUGGGCCCCUGUUCUAGAGCAUUCAUCAAGAAGUGGGAUAAAGGGUUUAAACCAGUCAGAGAAACUAGGUGGAAUGGAAAAGUUGAACUUACUGAGAGAUAAUUGGGGUCAGAAAAAUAAAAGAGAUGGGAAAUGAUGCAUCAAAAUACUCCUACCUCUAGGAUGUUACUAUGUAUUGUCAGGAGAAUUCAAGUUACUGAAACUUGCCAGAUUCUUGAGUGAAAAGAAAUUCAUUUGAGGGCCAAAAUUUGACUAAGGAAAGAAGACCAACAUGGGCUUUCCAAAGUUGAGUUUGAAUUCUGCCACCCUGACUAAGCAGUCAUGUGACCUUGAAAAACUCCCUACUCUGAGUCUCAGUUUCUUUAUCUGUAUUAGGUUUCAACAAAGGGAAUAAAUCAUUGGCUUCUCAUGAGGUUGUCAUAAGGAUUAAAUAAGACAAUGCAUAUAAAAGAACUGGCAGACAAUAAAUAUAGAGUCCCCCACUCCUGCUUGGUGCUCUCUUUCUCUCUCCUUCUCUACAUAGAGAAGUGCCAGAGCAUCCGUCAGUAGAAGUUACUUAAGGGUGGCUGUGUCUUCCACAUCUUUUGUUUACCCAUGAAGAACUGUGAGCAUCCUGUUCUCUGGCUUAUCAUAAAGAUGGAACUUGACUUCUUUCUGCUCUUGCUUCCAUCUGGUGCUGUUUUCUGCACAGCCUCCUUGAGACCUUUCAGAACCUUCUAUUUUCCUAGUUUGUAUCACUUAACCAGUGGCUGUCUGGGAUGGUUCCAGAGGCUGAAGUUUGCAGUUGAAUAGCAUUUUAAAUAGUGUUAAGGGAUUUGGGAUCUCUGGCCCUUUGUGUUUCAGUAUUUGUCCUUUUUAUGCCUGGUGUUUAACCUGCCACAUGUUUGUACUGCAACAUGAAUCUUGGAAAUUUUAAUGUUAUGCAUUUCAGAUGUUUUUGGUUAUCUGUAAACUAAAUGUGCCCUUAUUGGCUCACUUGUCAAUAAAGAUGUUUGUAUAUGUAUUGUCAGAAA
This is a messenger RNA of Pongo pygmaeus (Bornean orangutan), 9644 nucleotides long. RefSeq names its product zinc finger protein 286A (gene ZNF286A). Gene Ontology annotation, molecular function: RNA polymerase II cis-regulatory region sequence-specific DNA binding; DNA-binding transcription activator activity, RNA polymerase II-specific. Gene Ontology annotation, cellular component: nucleus. NCBI's taxonomy places the organism in Eukaryota, Metazoa, Chordata, Mammalia, Primates, Hominidae. Gene Ontology annotation, biological process: regulation of transcription by RNA polymerase II. Bases 4823 to 6142 code for a protein of 439 amino acids. The record is from RefSeq and is a predicted model, not a curated record. The transcript has 2 exons.